Molecule: messenger RNA, 2054 nt
Organism: Indicator indicator
Lineage: Eukaryota; Metazoa; Chordata; Aves; Piciformes; Indicatoridae
Gene: RNF6
Product: ring finger protein 6
Exons: 3
Coding region: 1-2019 (672 amino acids)
Biological process (GO): positive regulation of DNA-templated transcription; ubiquitin-dependent protein catabolic process; protein ubiquitination
Cellular component (GO): cytoplasm; nucleoplasm
Molecular function (GO): ubiquitin protein ligase activity
Source: RefSeq, a predicted model, not a curated record
AUGGAUCGCUCUCGACACCGUGCAGGAAAUGGCAAUGAGCAGGCAUCUUCACGAGAGCAUAGCCAUGGUGAAGAUGAAAGACAACGACAGCUGGAGCGCCUCAAUAGGGAGGAGGCCUAUUACCAGUUCAUUAACGAACUCAAUGAAGAAGACUACAGGUUAAUGAGAGAUCGAAACCUGCUUGGCACUCCUGGAGAAAUAACAGCAGAAGAGUUGCAGCAACGCUUGGAGGGGGCUAAGGAGCGUUUGGCGUCACAGGCUGAUAUGGAUAACAGGGAAGAUUCUGAUGUUCUUGGAGAAAAUUCAAAUGGUGACUCCUUGCUUGAAUGGCUGAACACUUUUCGUCGUACUGGAAAUGCCACUCGCAGUGGACAGAGUGGAAACCAAACCUGGAGAGCUGUGAGUCGAACAAAUCCAAACAGUGGGGAGUUUCGAUUUAGUCUUGAAAUCAACAUAAACCAUGAGCAUAACAGUUUUGAAAGUACUGGUGAGGACUAUGCGGGUAUAGAUAGUAGCAGAACAUAUUCAGAAAGAAGACAUCAAAGAGCUGUCAGUCCAGUAACCAUACGAACAAGGAGCAGGACUGCAAGAGAGGCAAACAGUGCAAUGUCAAGCACUGCAAGGACCAGGUCUCUAAGGAGUUCCAUGGCACAAAGCUCUGAAACAGCCUCUCAUCCAGUCUCAGGGAGGCUCAGGAGUAGAACAAGGGAGUUGAUGGGCCAUUCGCAGACUAAUGCUGCACAUAAUAAUUCUGCAGCUGCUGGUGAGCAAAGAGUAAUGCCAGAAAGAGGUAACUCUACAGGAGGCCAAAGAGGUAGAGCUAGAACUAAUGUUCGGAUGAGUACAAACCAAAGACUAGAAAUUCUGCGGCUGCGGUCUACUUUAAGUAGUCGAAGUCGCUCUCCACUGCGAAGGCAAGGUGAUGCUGCUCAUUCUGAGGAAUAUGGACAGAGGUGGGAUAGAAACACACCACAAGUCAACAGAAGCAGAAGACAAACAGCUCAGCAUUCUCCACAGCCUGUUGAAGAACAAGCAAGAGGUGACACCCAGACUCCUCAACCUUCCAAUGUAGCCCCAUCCUUGGGAAUAACUUCGGAAGAGGAAGAAUCUAGUAGGCCAGUAGCUGCUGUUAGAAGGCAUCCAACAAUUACAUUAGAUCUUCAGGUGAGAAGAAUUCGUCCUGGAGAAAACAGAGAUCGGGACAGUAUUGCCAGUAGAACUCGUUCUAGAGUAGGAAUGGCAGAGAACACAGUUACCUUUGAAAGUGACAGUGGAGGAUUUCGGCGUACAAUAUCCCGGUCAGAACGUGCAGGCAUUCGAACCUACGUUAGCACUAUAAGGAUACCUCUUCGUCGGAUUUCAGAAACUGGGCUCGGUGAACCUUCAUCAGUGGCUCUUCGAUCGAUCCUUAGACAAAUCAUGACAGGCUUUGGGGAACUGAGUUCAUUAAUGGAAACUGAAUCUAACUCAGAAGUGCAGAGGGGUGGUCAUCCCUUACCAGAUGUACAGUCAGAACAGAAUACCUCAAGUUCAGCCAACAAUAGCAGUGAUCCAAGUGAGGUUUCAUCUAGAAAUGGACAUGCAGUAGAAGGCAGCAGGGCAUUGAAUGGACGUAGUGAUGAUAGUCGACGUUACAGUCGCAGUAAUGAACACCACCAAGAUAACAGGCAGUCUCAAGAUGCUAACAACCUAGUGGAAAAUGGAACGCUGCCCAUACUUCGGCUUGCCCACUUCUUCUUGCUGAAUGAGGAUGAUGAUGACGAUCGCUUAAGAGGUUUAACCAAAGAGCAGAUUGACAAUCUUUCUACUCGGAACUAUGGGGAUAUUCACACUGAAAAUGAACUAAGUAAAACCUGUAGUGUUUGCAUUAAUGAGUAUGUAGCAGGGAAUAAGCUAAGGCAGUUACCCUGCAUGCAUGAAUUUCACAUUCAUUGUAUUGAUCGCUGGCUUUCUGAAAACUCUACUUGCCCAAUUUGCCGGCAGCCUGUGUUGGGGUCUAAUGCCACAGACAAUGGCUAGAAUUACUUGUACUGUUCUGUACUCAAGGAUUUGCU